This is a messenger RNA of Trichoplusia ni (cabbage looper), 4956 nucleotides long. It is a transcript of the gene fwe, whose product is annotated as calcium channel flower. The coding region runs from base 148 to 735 and encodes 195 amino acids. Gene Ontology annotation, cellular component: membrane. Gene Ontology annotation, biological process: vesicle-mediated transport. The record is from RefSeq and is a predicted model, not a curated record. The transcript has 6 exons. Lineage: Eukaryota; Metazoa; Arthropoda; Insecta; Lepidoptera; Noctuidae.
ACAUAAAGAAGUGUCAAGUGUACGUAGAAGACAGGAAAGAAUACCACAGAAAAUAAAUGUGAAGUGCUUCCAGUUGUUUCCAUAAAGAACCAACUUGCCUUUAGUAGACUUGACAGGUGACAGGGCAGUGAAUUGAUUUUUUCGAAAAUGUCAUUAACAGACAAGCUUUCCAUGCUUAUGGCCCGGCCGGGCGGCGACAAUGUCCAAAAAGAUGACGUGCCUUGGUGGAUGCGCUACGGUGGUCGGGGACUUGGAACAGUUGGCGGAAUGAUUGCCAUAGUCUUGGGCCUGGUGAACUGCAUCAGUAUCGUUCUGCUGGACGUGGGAUGCCUGAUCUCCGGCAUCUGGCAGAUGCUGGCCGGCUUCAUAGCGAUAGUCUGCGAGGCGCCAUGCUGCUGCUUCUUCAUAGACUACGUACAGACCCUCAGCGAUAGGAUGGAAACCAGGCCGUAUUGGAAUAAGGCUGCCUUGUACAUUGGGCUCGCGAUCCCGCCUUUCUUCAUGUGCUUCAUCAGCAUGAGCACGUGGUUCGGCAGCGGCCUGAUCUUCGGCACCGGCAUCAUCUACGGGAUGAUGGCGCUCGGCAAAAAAGGCUCCAUCGAGGACAUGCGGACGUCGGCGGCUCACCUGGAGGCGGGCGCGGGGCUGCCGUCCAGCGCGCCGCGCGCUACGCUCGUGAGCAACGAGCAGCCCGUCAGCUUCACCGGCGCCCCCGGCCUGCCCGCCAAGCACUAGUCCGCAGGUAUGCGCUCCUGCUACACAACACACACGUCAAUUUACAUUCUACUCGGUUUUCCUACGAUUACUCGAUUAUAUUGAUAUUUAGCAUGAUUAUCGAUAAAGUAUUUUCAUGAUCGUCACUGGUAUGGAGAAUUAAAAGUGUAAUCAUUGUACUUCAAAAUAAUUGAUGUUGAUGAUUAUCGAUUAAGUAUUUUGAUUAACGUCACUUGUAUCGAGAAUUUGAAUUCCAACCACUGUAGUCAAAUACAAAUUGAUGUUAAUGCAAAAGCUUUGUUGAGAACUUGCUAAGGUAACUGAUUAGUCGAUCUUGUGUCGUUUUUGGACGCAGUCAGUUAAUUAGUCAAUUGAUAUGUUUUGAACCGAUAACUCGGUCCUAUAGCAGUUAGUUGACUUGGAAACUGAUCACUCGAUUGUUCGAUUAAACAGUGUCAUCAAUUAUAUCGAUUAAUCGUAUUAGUGUAAGAUUGUUAACCUAUGUCAUUUUUGAAUAACCUAACAAACAUUUGUAUCAAAAUUGUUCACGUCUAAAUUAAUAUUUCGCUACCUAGGGUAUUGUUUUAGAAUGCCUUAGUAUAAUACAAUUUUCUAGUUUGUUUUUGUAAAAAAAUACAAUGACUGGUGUUUUGCUAAGAGAUUUAUUUGUAAUUUUUGGUACUACGGAGCGCAUAGUGUGUAUUUAAGUUGUGUCUAUUGCGUGGUGUCAGUUUUUGCUAUGUGAAAGCUACCCAUGGACGUUUCGCAUUAUUCCACAUCAAAACUCCUUAGUUUAGUGUUGCCAAUACAAAACCAGUGUCCUCCAAACAAAUAAUAGAAUUGCCAACAUUUUUUCAUUUGUGGUCCGCUUUUAGAUAGUUAAUAUUUUGUCUAUGAUGAUAUUCAGCAUGUAUUGUAAAUUAAUAUAUUCAACUAUUUGUUAUAUCUAUAGAGAUUUAUGAAAUAAGCACAUAUACUAGAACUAUUGUACCAUAUCGCUUGGCCCAGAAGAGAUAUAUCUGAAAUAGUAAUUAUGUCUGUUGCAAUAGAGGCUACUUUUGAAUGGGCCCUAAAGUAAUAAAUUGUUCAUAAUAAAGGACCAAUGCAUUUGGAAUCAAUGAGGAAAGUAAACGGAAAAUGGAACUUUUUAGAAUUUGUUUAAUGAAGUGGCAAUAUUAAUGUUUAUAUAAACUGCAACAUUGAGAAUCUUGGACUUAUGUACCCUUUCAAGGCAACUUGGUAUUUAUUCGUUUAGGUAUAAAGUUCUAAUUGUAAUGUAGCCGAGGCUGUUAAUAGUAUAAUUUUGUAACGUUAAGUUAUUGUGCGCGGACGAUUUUUGUUUCGCUAUUUGAUGUUUUUGUCUACAUUUGAGAAUGUUCUAGAAAUGUUGAAGUAACUUAGGAAAAAAUGAAUUGAAUUUUCGACUUAUUUUUUGCCUUGUUACACGUAUUAUGGUGGUCCAGGUAAUCUCAAACCAUAUAAUAUCUGGUUACAUAGCCAGAUCUUUUUAUAUUUCUAGAGCAUUCUUUAAAAUAUGACAAAAAAAAAAUCUAUAUUUUACACAAACAUAUCUUCGUAAACCUAGUUCAGAUUCAUACAUAGUAACAUUUUGACUUGUAACCUUAUUUUUAAUUGGUCACACAGUCAGUUGACCAAUAAUAAUUAUUGUGAUUAUACUUUUUUUCGUCCAUAUAGCUGUUGGUUUAUAAUUUGAUAAGCAGCCAUGUUGCAAAAAUAUUAAAAUAAUGGUAGUAGCUAGCGAAAUUUUUCUUAAAAUGUAAAGUGGUUAUUUAUUGUAUUGUUACGAUGUUCUGAGGACCUAUCACCACGAACUAAAGUAAUUAUAACAGUUGUUGAAAAGAGACGACGCUCUACGCCCGUGUAGUGCUGUCUCGUUUCCACAAAGCGGUGGCGGUUGGCCCUCUGACCUUGGUUAUAUACUAUCGUCAUCAUCAUGUCGUGGAUUGUGUUGGAAGCAUUUGUUUCUCUGUGUUAGAGUAAUUAGGAAAGGAUUCCUUUGCCUUCGUGGCGGACUGCAAUCUAACUGAAGGCGCGCAACUCUAAUAUUGGACUUGUAAAGUGCUUUUGAAAACUUAGUCCGUCGUAUAAGCUAGAUGCAACUACGCAUACGGCGGGAGUUCUGCACGGAGAGUACAUACAGGUAUAGUGGCUCCUUGGCAAGUAACACCUGUCCAAAUACCAGGUAUUUUAGUACUUAACAUGUUAAAGUUAACCUGGAUUAUUUAGCAAUGGUGUCUACCACUAACUUGUAGCCGCACCUAUUCUCAAAUUGAAGUCAAGUUGCCAGGCAUUGGAAUCCACAUAUCUAUUUAUAUGCAUUCCAAAAUCGUACUGAAUCAAUAUCUUUCGAAAACUAGGUUAUUAUUAAUGAAUAUAUAUCUUGCAUGACUCAAUAUAAUACCUAGUUGUACGUAGUUCCUGAAUUGUUAACAUAACGAUGUCAAUUCGUUGGCGUGUUAGAUACGUUAGGUAGUGGGGUCGCACGAAAAUACACAGAAGAAUCAUAUAAUUAAUGUACCCGUGGAAAGAUGGUGGUUAAUAAGAACAAUAUUUUUUGUUACAAUUUUUCAUGCGUGUAGACGAAACGGAAACAAAAAUCGAGGUAUAAAUUAACUGAUAUGUUGUAAAAAAUUGCGAAGUUCGCGUUAAUUCCGCUUUUCUCCGUGGUCACAGUGUGGCGCUAGUGUCAACUUGUUUUAUUUCCGUUUAGUCUAUACGCGUUUAAAAUAAAAUAUUGUAAAAGAAUAUUAAUAUUUACCAAUAGUUAACCGAGCAGACGGUAUCUAAGCAUAAGUUAACUAAAAUUAUGCUGAGAAUCGCAGAUUUGCUCGGAUCAAAAGUUAAACACGUUUAUAAAUUAUAUCGACACCUAGCUAAUAGGUAAUUGUUCCGCAACCCAAUUAUAAUAGAUGAGAAUAUCACUGUUACUGUAAUUGCAAGAUAUUUUUGUAAUGUAUCGAUAUGACGCUUCAGUUACGGCGUAAGUAUUAUUGUGUAUAAAAGACCCUAGUCGUAGGUAAUAUUUUGCUAGUUUUAACAUUUUUGCUCACACACAGCCAAUAUUUUAGUAAAGAUUUUAUUAUUUGAAUUUGUAUGGAGUGUUGCUAGUACCAAAAUACAGGAUCAGGCAUAAUGAAUUUAUUAACUAGCAACACUUAAUUGGAAUGAUUGAAUGUUAUGUGCUUCCUUAUUUUACAUUUGAAUAUUAUAAUUUUGUAACUUAUAACUUCAUUAUUUUUACAUGCAUCGAUUUAUUUAUGUAUAUUAAGCGAAUUAAUUGUUAAAAUAAGAAUUUAUUUUGAGAUUGUAUAUAGUAUAUGCUAUGGUUAAAUUGAUUAGUUAAUUGCUUAGCCUAAACACUUGCAACUUCGGUUAGUUAAACGGUCGGUUAGACAAUGGUUAUCAUUAAUAGUUAAGUUGCUUGUAUACUUAGAGUUAGUGCAGAGAUAAACCUAGGAGCUCAAUGUUUUACUAUAGACAAAUGGUAGUUUUAUAAAGUUAAUGAUCAGUUUUGGUUGCCCAUUCUUAACAUCCAUGUCAUCCAUUGCUCAAUGUCAUAAAGAAGCAGUUUAAAUAUUUCAGCUGUUAUUAAAUCAGUGAAUUGGUAACCAAAACUGAUAUUGUAAGUCAGUGUUUUAUUAUUCAAAUUGGUGUUAGAUUAGACCAUUUACACAAUCUUCGUAAUAUAAAUCAUCAUCUAAAUUUAUUAAAAUGUAUUAUUACUCGUGUUUAUUGUGCCCAUAUGGACUGGAGAUAUUUUUUUGUGUAAUGAUUAUAUCUCUCUCAGCUGUAUCAGAAAUAGUUUAAUAUUAGACUGUGACGAUGUUAAUAUCCAGUCCCCUGCCUGGUCAUUCAGGUUUUGUGGAAUUCCAACCUUCAAUUUAAGCAAGAUACUGUGUUCUACCAAAUUGAUUGUAGCAUUGAAAUAAAUAUUGUCAAAAUUACAUCAUAAUUGUGUACAGAAUCAGUCGUAAAUUACACAGAUUCCAACUGAGUUUCUAACUAGUUCAAGGUAACGUAUUUGCAGAAAUUGAACCUACCGUCUCUUAAUAAGUUAUCCCUGCACUGAACCCAAGUGGUAUAGUUAUGAUUGUUAGUAACAAUAAUGAGUAUACAUUGUAUUGUAUACAUAGUUGUAUAGUGUAAGCAGUUGCAGUUGUUUCUCGUCAAGUUAAUGUUAUAUUUAGUAAAGCAUAUCUGUAAUAAAUGUGUGUAUAUUGA